UUUCAAGUCAUAACUUGGUCUUUGGGAGCCGAAUUUUGAUCUGAUCUCAAUUUUAUCAAAAUACUAGCUUAAGGCAACGACCUUUCCAACGCCGUCGUCCGAAGCGUCUCCUCCUCCUUCCCUCCCUCCCAGCCAACCGCCGCUGCAAAACCCCCGUCGUUGUCGACGCCGACGAGGUUAUGUUUUGAUAUCCGAAAUCUGGGCAGAGUUGAUUGCCAUUCAGAUUGUAACAUAUAGACAAAUAGCGAGAAUAGUUUUAGACUCAUUUGGGUUUGUGUCCCGAUUCCAUGAGCAUAAGAUGGCCAAGACGGUUGACACCAACCUAUCUCUCUCAGAUUAUAAGAACCCAGAAAAACCCAAUAAAGGCUCUUCACAUUUUCAAUGAAGCCAAAUCCAGGUACCCCAAUUACUGCCACAAUGGUCCUGUUUAUGCCACCAUGAUCAACAUCCUUGGAACAUCAGGGAGGCUGACUGAGAUGAGGGAUGUGAUUGAGCAGAUGAGAGAGGAUUCAUGUGAAUGCAAGGAUUCUGUUUUUGUGUCUGUUAUUAAGACAUAUGCCAAUGCUGGCCAGGUAGAUGAAGCAAUGUCUCUGUACAAAACAAUUCCUCAGUUUAACUGUGUUAAUUGGACAGAAUCCUUCAACACCAUUUUGCAGAUAAUGGUGAAUGAGAACCGGCUUGAAAUGGCCCACCAUCUCUUUGUUGAGAGCUCUUGUGGUUGGGAAGUGAGGUCUCGGGUUCGAGCAUUGAACUUGCUUAUGUAUGCUCUUUGCCAGAAGAGUCGCUCUGAUUUGGCACUGCAGUUAUUCCAAGAGAUGGAUUAUCAAAGUUGCUACCCUAAUAGGGACAGCUAUGCAAUUUUGAUGAAGGGAUUGUGCCAAGACAGGAGGUUACAUGAGGCCACCCAUUUGUUGUAUUCAAUGUUUUGGAGGAUCUCACAGAAAGGUAAUGGUGAGGAUAUUGUAGUCUAUAGAACUCUUUUGGAUGCUUUAUGUGAUGCUGGAAAACUUGAAGAAGCUGUGGAAAUUCUAGGUAAAAUUUUGAGGAAAGGACUGAAGGCUCCGAAGCGAUGUUAUAACCAUCCUGAUCUUGGCCGGUUCUUGGAUGGCAAACAUAUAGAAAGUGCUAAACAUGUGAUUCAUGAAGCUUUAAUCAAAGGCUCAAUUCCUAGUUUGGCUAGUUAUAAUGCCAUGUCUGUUGAUCUGUACACCGAAGGUAAGAUAGAUGAGGCUGAUAAGGUCAUCAUGGAAAUGCAAGACAGAGGCUUUAGACCAACACAUUCUAUCUUAGAGGCAAAAGUAGCUGCAUUGUGCAAGGUUAGUAAGGUGAACGAAGCAAUCAAGGUAAUUGAGGAAGACAUGGUGAAAGUUAAUUGUCUACCAACUGCUAGAGUGUACAACAUUCUCUUGAAAAGCCUAUACAAUGUUGGAAAUUCUAUGACUGUACUCGAGAGCUUGAACAAGAUGUCGAACAAGGUAGGUAGUGCAGGUGACAGAGAUACUUACGGCAUGUUGCUGGAAAUGCUUUGUGGUGAGAAAAGUGCAGCUAAAUGAAAUAAGGUCAAGAAUGAAAUGGUGAUCAAAACUAGUCAGCACAUACAACUCAGAAUUAGCUUGGCAAUUAUGCAGAGUUGACCAGAGAGUUCACCCAAAGUUGACUUUUUGGAAUUGAUCUCCAAAUGCUAUGACAGCUGAUGGAAGCCCAAAAGGACAUUGAUUCACACUUGUGCUGAGUUGUUUUGACGUAUAGAAGUGAAAGAAGCUGCUCUAAUUAGUCAAUUCGUAGAAAUGAGCAAAUCUUGUGUAGUGAACCAAAUAAACCAUGGGUUUGAGCUUAAGUAAGAUGCUGAAUGAAGUCUACACGUGCUGUAUAGUUAAAA
Molecule: messenger RNA, 1879 nt
Organism: Vigna angularis (adzuki bean)
Lineage: Eukaryota; Viridiplantae; Streptophyta; Magnoliopsida; Fabales; Fabaceae
Product: pentatricopeptide repeat-containing protein At1g05600-like
Exons: 3
Coding region: 288-1553 (421 amino acids)
Molecular function (GO): protein binding
Source: RefSeq, a predicted model, not a curated record